GCAAACAUUCAACCAGCAGCAGCAGCAGCAGCAGAGUGGCAUCUGUGAUGGUGCAGUCUGUGCCAAACAGAAAUCUUAAACAUCUCUAAAGCUGUCUCUCCAAACCGAAUUUGAUUAAUGUUCGGUGAAAUGUUGAAGAGAUAAGAGAGGAAGAGGAGGAAACAAAUAGGGCGACUAUCUCUUGCAUCAUGUUUCCUGUCCCUCUUUUUUAUAAAAAAAAAUUAAAAAUGCAAAAGACACUCAAAUGGACAAAAUUCAGAUAACAAGAGUUUGACCGGCCAAGGAUGGUAACUGUUACCCCGGGGGACCACACGUGGGCGACCAUGUUGGGUCAGAGUGUACGUUUGCAGCCGGUGCCCAUCCAGAGCCUGUCAGAGCUGGAGCGAGCCAGGUUACAGGAUGUCGCCUUGUACCACCUGGAAGAGAGGGACCUGGACUACAAGAUCGGUGUCCCCAGAGAAAUACGCAAACGGAGAAAAUCUCUGCGGAGGAAGUUCGACUCCUUUUCAAAGGAAAAGAAAGAGCGAGAAUCGGCCCCCAAGGCGUUCGGCAUCCCACUCUCCCAGGUUAUUGCUAACGACCAGGCAUACAAACGGCGGCAGGACGCCCUGAAGGAGAGCAGGCGCGACUGCUUGGAUCUGGAGGCUAGCAUCCUGCGCUUCAGGGCCGAGAAGCGGCAGUUCUUCAACGGGAAUAAACCGCUGGUCAGCUCCUCGUCGAUCACGGGAGGAGUUCCCGGCUCGCCGUCUUCAAACUCCGUGGCACCGGCGCCGAUUUUUGAGAACCAGAACAAACCGCUGUCGCCAACAUUUCUGGAUAACACCGGACGAGCACAGAGAAGGGGCGGCCUGUCAGUCGACUCCAUUUCUGACCUGGUAGAGAGUCAGUCUCGUCUGUUGGAGGCUCUGCAGCUCUCCCACCCAGCCGAGCUGGAGCUGAAGAAGUCACCUAGCACCGGCUCGUCAGAGGGGAGGACUCAGACCAAACUCAGCCUCAACCCCAUCUUCAGACAGGUGCCCCAGGUGCUGGAAAGAUGCUGCACUCACAUCGAGAAUUAUGGUCUUCAGACUGUGGGCAUUUUCAGAGUCGGGAGCUCUAAGAAGAGAGUGAGACAGCUGCGGGAGGACUUCGACAUGGGGGUGGACGUCCAGCUGGAUGAGGAGCACAGUGUCCAUGACGUGGCGGCAUUGCUCAAAGAGUUUCUCAGAGACAUACCUGAUCCUCUGCUGCCCAGAGAGCUCUAUCCCGCCUUCCUGCACGCCAACCUGCUGAGAGGAGCAGACCAGCUGCAGUACCUGCAGCACCUCCUCUACAUGCUGCCUCCCUGCAACUGCGACACCCUGCUGCGCCUCCUCACCUUGUUACACACCGUGCAGAGCUUCGCCCAGGACAGCAUAGGAACCAACAACGAGGAGAUCAACGGUAACAAGAUGACGGCUGCUAACCUGGCGGUGAUCUUCGGGCCCAACCUGCUGCAGAGGGAAAGAGGAGACGUGAGUAUUCACGCGAUGGGAAUCGAGGACAGCACGGCGAUCAUCAGCGUCACUCUGGUGCUCAUACAGAACUACAAGAGGCUCUUCACGGUAUCUGCAGAGCUGCAACAGGAGGUCCUGAUGAGUCUGAUCCAGACGGACCCGGACAUCAUUGACUAUCUGCUGCGCAGGAAACUCAGCGGGAGUCAUCUGACGGUGGACAGCAGUGAGACGGGGGGUCGUCGGGAUACGGGGGCGUCUCUGGACUCGGUCGGGGCCUCCAGCGGAAGUCUGUCUCCGCUGGAACCCCCCUCGCCUCUUUUCCCCCCCGAUGGCAACGGCGGCGAGGGCAGCCUGACCAGCGAGGUCUUCCUCAACGUGCUCAAACUGAACCAGAGCAGGAAGCGGCAGGAGACGAGAUACGGUGAAAUCUCUCCAGGUAAAUCCAUCCGCCACAUGCGUCAGUUCCACUCCCACCACAACCUGCUCAGCCUGGCCCAGCCCUCCUGCUCCUCAUCCUCCACCUCCAGACUCCACGGUCCAGACCCUGACACCCAGGACCGCAGGGGCCCGCUGGGGUCUGCGCUGAGCUUCACGCUGGGCGGUGCCGGCAGCGGCAGCUGCUCCAGUCUGAGCGGCUCCAGCGAGAGCAGCAUCUGGGUGAGACAAACGCCGCAGGAGGAGAGCAAGCCGUCACCCGCCGCUAACUUCUGGGACUUCUUCACCGGGAAAGGGUCGAGCUCGGAGACGAUGGUAUGAUAAAGGGCGAGGAUGACAAGGAUGAACAUGAAGAGGAGAGAGAGUGUGUGUGUUGCUGUCAGAGGUCAAAGUUUCAGUUGCUGUUUUUUUUAUAAAGGUAUUAAGAUCCAAUAAUACUAAACAUCAACUGUUAAAAUUGUAUUUCUGGGAUUAAAUUUGUCGACAUGACAUCAGAUUUAAGAA
This is a messenger RNA of Thunnus maccoyii (southern bluefin tuna), 2414 nucleotides long. RefSeq names its product Rho GTPase activating protein 36 (gene arhgap36). The record is from RefSeq and is a predicted model, not a curated record. NCBI's taxonomy places the organism in Eukaryota, Metazoa, Chordata, Actinopteri, Scombriformes, Scombridae. Bases 285 to 2231 code for a protein of 648 amino acids. Gene Ontology annotation, biological process: signal transduction. The transcript is spliced from 12 exons.